Molecule: messenger RNA, 1568 nt
Organism: Coturnix japonica (Japanese quail)
Lineage: Eukaryota; Metazoa; Chordata; Aves; Galliformes; Phasianidae
Source: RefSeq, a predicted model, not a curated record
GGUCUUUGGGGCACAGCGGGGCCGGGAGGGGUGAUGGCAAAGCCGUGGGGAUGCUGCGGCGUUCUGAGCCUCACCGCCACCUCAAUCUCCCCUCCUAUGGGGCCAGAGGUGCAGCCAUGAGCAAUGAUUUACCAGCCCGUGACCCGCCCGCAGACCUUUGAGCCGGGCCCGGCGCUGCUCCGCGUGGCGAUGCUGUCCCUGGGGUCCUGGCUGCCCGCGUGGCCGGGGCUGGCGUGGGGCUGGGAGCUGCUGGAUGCGCUGCUGCAAGGUGAGGCCACGGGGACGUGGGGAUGUUGGGGACAUUGGGGACACGGUGACACGGUGCUGCUUCUCCCCAUAGGGCUGGUGGGGGCCUGCGCCACCUCGGUGCUCUGCAGCCUGCUGAGGGUUUAUCUCUACAUCCAGUGCCUGAACGACCCAACACGGCAGGACCUGCGGGCGGCCCUCGGGGCACAGCGGUGGUUGCUGGAGCCGCUGCACAUGCUGGUGCUGACGGGCGUCCUGGCGCUGGUGGGCUCCCGUGUGGCCGCGCUGGUGGUGCUGGAAUUCUCCCUGCGCGCCAUCUCCACCCUCCUCUCCCUCAGCAAGGGUGCCCACAGCAUCCAGCUGCUCGUGCUGUGCCAGUUCUCGCUGGGCUGUGGGCUGUCCUGCAGCCUCAGCUUCCUGCUGGAGGGAGCUCCCCACGGGACCUGCAACCUUGCAUUAGCAGCAGGGCUGGCGGUGCUGCUGGCCGUGCACACCCGCCGCUUGGCCCUGCACACCUGCACCCUGUAUGAGCUGCACAGCCGGGCGCGGUACUGCGGCAUCUGCAUGCUGCUGCUCACCUCCGGGCACGGCGUGCCCCGGCUGCUGCGCAAGGCGCUGCUCGUCGCCUUCGUCGUGGCUGACCUGGCCGCCAUCGCGCUCAUCAAUCGUGAUUUCCUCUCGACAACGGAGGCCGUGCGCUUCUGGACGCCGCUCACCAUCUGCUACACGCUGCUCGUCGUCUACAUGCAAGAGGAGCAGCGGUCAGAUGCGGGCAGGCAGUCAGCCUACCAGACAGUGCUGGUGCGCAUGGGGGGCCUCUUCAUCCUCCUCCUCACCGUGGGCCGCUGGACAGACAUACUCCACAUCUUCCUCUCAUUGCUGGGUGAGCUCUGGUGCUUGAUCCGCACCGGCGUCCUGCUGGAAGCGUGCCGGCAGCAGGAUCUUGCCCAGCAGCAUCAAGCAACAUCAGGAUCGUCCUGAGCUGUAAGCAGAGAUGAGGAACUCGGAGCGGCUCCCUAAGUCCUCCCAACUGUGCUGGACAGCCACUAUGGGACACAGAGGGACACAGGGGAAGGGUCUCCUGGGAGGUGCUGGACCCCAUCCCAUUUGAUAUGUGGAUGCUUGCACAGCCCCUGGCUUUUGAGGCCCCCACCCAUGGUUGUGAUUGGGCUGGGUCAUUGGGCUGUGAUCUCCCUUUGUCCUGCUGUGGGAUGCAGAAGGAUGUCCCCAUCCUCAGGGGCUGCCAGGCUGCACCACUGACAUGCAGGGACCUCUGGAGCUUUGUAAAUCAUGGGAAAUAAAGGUCUUUUAUUCCCAGUAAA